Schistocerca gregaria is the source of this 3129-nucleotide messenger RNA. RefSeq lists its product as uncharacterized. The transcript is spliced from 4 exons. NCBI's taxonomy places the organism in Eukaryota, Metazoa, Arthropoda, Insecta, Orthoptera, Acrididae. The coding region runs from base 26 to 670 and encodes 214 amino acids. The record is from RefSeq and is a predicted model, not a curated record.
GCGACGACAGCAGCCGACUGACAGCAUGGCGCUAGCAGGAACCCUGGUGGCGCUGGCAGCGUGCAUCGCGCUGGCCCACACGUCCACCGGAGCGGCCGGCACCACAACGCCGCCUGCGCCGAGACCACAGCCGCUGCCCCAACCACAGCCGCACAAGGAGGAGGAGCACGUGGACUUCCUGGCACAGCCACUGCCUCUGCCUUCGGCAGCCCCUCAGCCUCCAAUGACUGACAGCACUGCCCUCCAACUAAUCUCCGAUCUGGUUCGGCAACAUGCAGUACAGUGGGUGUCACAAAACCCGCACCCACUGAAAGUGUUCGCCAGCGUCGGAGGGUUGGUGGCGCUGGCGCUAGGGGCGCUGAAGGCGCUGGUGGGCUGGCUGCUGCAGCACUGGGGUAUCCCCUGGCUGGCGGGCAGCCCCGCAGAGCAGAGCGAGGACGACGGUGCCCGGCACGUGGCGGCGGCGCUGGCGGACGCCGUGGCGAGCGGCGACUGCCUGCAGAAGGCCGCCUGCCACCUGGGGCACGUGGCCGCCACCUGGCUGCACGUGGCUCCCGCACACAGCCUGCUGAACGCGCUGCCGCCACACCCCGUACUGGACGCCUUCCGCAGCGGCGCGCAGCUGCUCGGCGGCGACUGCGACCAGUAUCUGUGUGUGACGGCCAACUGACACUCGAGGACAACCAGCAGCUGUACAAUGCCCUUCUCGACACUAGACCACGUUCUCGCUUACGGGUUGUGAGUGCGUUCACAUCCAGUGAUAGUGUCUCAAUAGAAUGUUUCUGGGAGUAUGCCCAGAUCUUUAGGGCUAUGGAACUUACUGAAUCAAUCAACUGACUCUCGGAUGUUUCCAUAUUGUGUUAGCUGCAGGGUGAAGCAAGAGACAAGUCAACAGCUCCACGUAGCCCUAUGUGUAUCACUCUCCCAUAGUAAGUUGUUAGAUGCAGCUGUAACGCAAUAUAUACAGGUGACAGGCGUUUCCCUGUUAUUCUAUCAUUUCCGCUAGUGCCCGCGAGGAUCACGCGGGCUCUGACGGAUCAAAGCAGUUCCCGUUUUUAGUUUUGUGGUUAUGGAGCGUCAUCAAUUUUCCUACAUCUUCGUCUUCGUUUCCCCUCUAUCCAACAUCUGGUCGGGUUGGGGUACUUUGCCACUUUACUCUGUCUCUCCACCAUUGUUCUUCGACAGUUUGGUUCCAUAGCACGUCUCUCUUCCUUAAACUCAUUUUUAUUGUAUCAAUCCAUCUUGUUCUCGGUUUUCCUCUUGGCCUCUUGUAUUCAAUCUUGAACUCCAUCAUUCUUUUUGGUAUUCUUCACUCUCCCAUCCUCUUCACAUGCUCAGACCAUUUUAAUCUAUUCGUUUCAAUUUUCUCAGUCAACUUCUUCAAUCCAAUUUGCUUCCUAAUAUCUUCAUUUUUCACUCUUUCUCUCCUCGUCUUCCCUAGCAUACUUUUCAGAAACUUCAUUUCACUGGAUUAUAUCCUACUCUCCUAGUCGUAAUCUAAGUAUCUGAGCCGUAAAUUGGUAUGGGUGUGAAGUAUGUCUUGUAUAGCGCUAGCUUGCACCUCAUUGGCACUUCCCUUCCCCACAUCAAGCCCCUUACACACUGGUAAAAUGUACUACUCUGUUGUAUUCUUUUGCUAAUGUCUGUCUCCAAACGAGCAUUCCUAAUUAAUACACUUUCCAAAUAUUUAAAGCUGUCCACUAUUUCAAUAUCCCGUCCCUUAAUAUGAAUUUGUCCCUUACCCUCUCUAUCCCCUCUGGUUACCAGCAUGGUCUUGCUUUUCUCCACAUUAAAUUUCAUUCCAUAUUUCUCGACCUUAUCAUUUAGGAUGUCUAUUUGUUUUUGUACCUCCUUACUGCUUGUUCCCCACACCACAAUAUCAUCAGCAAAUAGUAACAGCUGCAUCCCCCCUCCUCUAUGGGCUUCUUUCGUCCUUUGACUGUUACAUCCAUCACCAUUAUAAAUAGUAGUGGUGAUACCAAACUUCCUUGUCUUACUCCCAUAACAUUCUUAAACCAUUCAGUUUUUCCAAAUGGUGCCUGCACACAACUGGAGCUUUUUUCAUACAUUGCGUGGAUGACUUCAAGUGUUUGCUUUCUGUUCAAGGGUGCCCAUACCUUUUCCCUGGGAACACUGUCAUAUGCUAUCAGUAGGUCGAGAAAUGUCAUUACCAGACCUUUCCCAUACUCCCAAUGUCUAUCCAUCAACUGCCUCACGCUAAGGAUUGGGUCCACUGUUGAUCUACCAUGACGAACGCCAUACUGCUCCUCUUCUAAUUGCCCUUCCACUUUUUCUCUCACUCUUCUUUCCAGUGUCCCCUCCAUUAUUUUUUCUACUUGGGAUAUGUGUGUGAUCCCUCGAUAGUUGUCACAUACUUUCCUGUCACCCUUCUUGAAAACUGGGAUUAUUAUUCCCUUUCUCCAUUCUUCAGGUACACAUUUUUGGGUCAAAAUGCAUCUUAUUAGUUUUCUACAGUUAGGCCAUAUUUAAGGAGGAUUCUGCGGCAAAAUACGUGGCCAGUUUUAUAAACUGCCUUGGUUACAAAUGAUCUGUUUUUAUUACAGAAAUGGGUUGAGCGGUGGAGUAACUCAGUAAUGUAUUUUUAAUGUCAUUGGACUUAGACGUUCCUGAUUGCUUUUCCGUACGUAUAAGCCACAAAGGAAAGAGUAUACAGGGAUAACAAAUUUUUCUCUACGAGGAGUAAGUCAUUCUCCGAUUUUGAGACAAUUUGUAAUAGUGUAGAACACUAUUUCAUUCAUUUGUUCAUAUCAGAGUACACUAUCAUUCACCGUAGUCAGGAUGCGAUUGAUAAUUUCAUUAAAAUUCUAGACCCAUUAUAUUCCUGCAGGAGGAAAACGUGACGUCCUGCACAUUGGGUCUCAUGCGACCUGAAGCCAUUCACAUGUAGCAGUCCUUGAAUAGAUCCGAUUAACAGAUUUCAUCGAAAGGAGGUGAAAAACCAUUCUGUAUUUUGAACACUGAUUAAAGCAGUGUGAAUGCAGAUAGUAAAUGUCAAUGGUUUGUUCUAUUAACAUGUAUCUUAAAAUAUAAAGGUAUUUUGUCAACAAGGGCAUUAAGAAUAUUGUAAAUUAUUUAUUUGAACGACAAUAAAGAUUUGUUAUAUUGAAA